CGGCGCUGACAGUCUGGUCCGCGCCGGGCAGCGGGCGCAGCAGCGGGCAGGGCUGCCGGCAGGCACGGAGGCAGAGCCCCGCCGCGCGCGCCCCGGCCCGCGCCCGGCGCCGCGCCCCAGCCCGCCCGCAGGGUGCCCACCUGCCACCCAGACGGGAGGCCCCCCGCGGCCGCAACCGCUGCCCCGGGGCCGGGCGCCCGCGGCGGCACCAUGAGUCCCCGCUCGUGCCUGCGUUCUCUGCGCCUCCUGGUCUUCGCCGUCUUCUCGGCCGCCGCGAGCAACUGGCUGUACCUGGCCAAGCUGUCGUCGGUGGGGAGCAUCUCCGAGGAGGAGACGUGCGAGAAGCUCAAAGGCCUGAUCCAGAGACAGGUGCAGAUGUGCAAGCGGAACCUGGAGGUGAUGGACUCGGUGCGCCGCGGCGCCCAGCUCGCCAUUGAAGAGUGCCAGUACCAGUUCCGGAACCGGCGCUGGAACUGCUCCACCCUCGACUCGCUGCCUGUCUUCGGCAAGGUGGUGACACAAGGGACCCGGGAGGCGGCCUUCGUGUACGCCAUCUCUUCAGCAGGUGUGGCCUUUGCGGUGACACGGGCGUGCAGCAGCGGGGAGCUGGAGAAGUGCGGCUGUGACCGGACGGUCCACGGGGUCAGCCCACAAGGCUUCCAGUGGUCAGGAUGCUCGGACAACAUCGCGUACGGUGUGGCCUUCUCACAGUCGUUUGUGGACGUGCGGGAGAGAAGCAAGGGGGCCUCGUCCAGCCGGGCCCUCAUGAACCUCCACAACAAUGAGGCCGGCAGGAAGGCUAUCCUGACACACAUGCGGGUGGAGUGCAAGUGCCAUGGGGUGUCGGGCUCCUGCGAGGUAAAGACGUGCUGGCGAGCCGUGCCGCCCUUCCGCCAGGUGGGCCACGCACUCAAGGAGAAGUUUGACGGUGCCACCGAGGUGGAGCCACGCCGUGUGGGCUCCUCCAGGGCGCUGGUGCCGCGCAACGCGCAGUUCAAGCCGCAUACAGAUGAGGACUUGGUGUACUUGGAGCCCAGCCCGGACUUCUGCGAGCAGGACAUGCGCAGCGGCGUGCUGGGCACAAGGGGCCGCACGUGCAACAAGACGUCCAAGGCCAUUGACGGCUGUGAGCUGCUGUGCUGUGGCCGCGGCUUCCACACAGCACAGGUGGAGCUGGCCGAGCGCUGCAGCUGCAAAUUCCACUGGUGCUGCUUCGUCAAGUGCCGGCAGUGCCAGCGGCUGGUGGAGCUGCACACGUGCCGGUGACCGCCGCCUGGGCCUACGCCCACAACCACCUAGUGGCCCGGGGAAGGCCGAUAAUUUAAACAGUCCCCACCACCCACCCCAAAAGAUACUGGUUGUAUUUUUUGUUUUGGUUUGGUUUUUGGGUCCUCAUGUUAUUUAUUGCCAAAACCAGGCAGGGGACCCCAGCAGCACUGACUGGGGCCUCCCUAAAGCCUGGGUCUUUGUGGCUGCCACUGACCAAAGGGACCUUGCUCAUGCCUCUGGCUGUCCACAUGUGGACGCUGCUGACCACUCAGUUGCUAUCUGUAACCGUUUUUCCACUUGCAGACUUGAGGUGGGUAACGAAGAGUGUUACAGCCACAUGCCUACUGGCCCUGCCAGCUAGGGAGAGACACAGCCCUCUGGCAGGGGAAUGGUGCCAUUUGCUGGCAGUUGCACCCCCACACAGACACACGGACCCCUGGCAGCUUCAGCCUGGUAGCCUUGUCUCUCAAAUCCCCUGGAAAGGGAAUAGGCAGAUACCAGGUCCAGGGCAAAGGGGUAAUUUCAGGCCUCCACAAGCAGCCCGAGGUUCAAUCUCUGUGGGAACCCUCCAGGCAAGAAGAGCAGGUGAGGAGAAGGCAAGCCAAGGCUGCGGCACCCCCACUCCCAGCCCAGCCGCCAGGCCUCCCCUCAGAGAGGGAGACCACCCAGUCCCUGGUCCCUCCCGAGCAAAAAUACGGCUGCAUCCUGCAUCAGAGACCCCAGCUGGGCCUUCAUGGUGACGCCUCUGUGUGUGUUUCUUCACGGUGCUGCUCCUCCGUGAACUGAGAAUAGAAAUGUCACACACACACACACACACACACACACACAAGAAAUGCCAUGGAAGAGCCCUCCCACCACACACACACACAGAGGAAAUGGCCAUGGGAAGAGCCCUCUCCCAGUCUGGACAACAGUCCUGGGAGGCUGACGAGGCAGGGAGGCACGCUGUGCUCAUCCUAUAGGAGGAAGGGCAAGGUUCAGCUGGCUUCCAGAGUUAGGAGAUGCAGAGGCAGAGCCAGAAGAGCCCUCCAGCCAAGGCUCCUCCCAGGCUCUUGUACCCAAAGGGCCAGAAACUGCAGGUCCCCUUGGGUCGGAACCCUGGGGACAGGGCGCUGGCUGGGAAGCAGCAGGAACAGACAACCUCAGGCUGAGCUAGCGCCCACAUGGCUCCUGAGGGCCGAGCAGGCUCUGAGGGAAGAGGCGGUCGGCGGGAAGGCUGGCCAGGUGAGGUCUCAGCAGCGGAGGCAGCUGUGCCCAGGCACUGUGGGUGCUGAGGCUGAGCUGCCUGGAGACAUAACACCAGCCCACCCAUCAGGAGCCCAGCCCCCAGGAAGCCCUGGUCCAACACAACUGCUUCUCACUUGGGCUCCCAACCACCAGAGGACCUCACUCUUGGCACAGUCUCCAAGCUGCCCCAACACCAGGGCUUUAGGCUCCUGCUGGAGGCCUUAAGCUCCAGGAUCCCAGAUAGAAGUUCCUAGCACCUGGGUUCAGUGUCUGAAUUCAAAGCCCCUGAUCCGAAAUACAAGCUCCAGCCCAUAGACACUCUCCUCCAGGCCUGGUAGUCUGUGCCUCCUGGUGCCGGCUUCCUCACAAAGAGAGGGGCAACACCCCGGGCCCCAGCCAAGCUCUCUGCUCAAUGCCCAUCCAAGAAGGCCAAAACCAAGUGAGAUGCUGGACCCACAUUCAAAUGGGAUAAUCUUGGGACAGGCAGGCUCUGGUGUGGCCCAAAGCUAAGCGUCCUCAUAGCUGCCCAGUUGGGCUCACUGCUUCUCUGACGGGCUCUGUUCAGCUAUCUGCUCAGUGCCAGCGAAAAUACUGUCCCUCCCUGGCAGAGGCCAGACUCGCACAAAGGAAGCAGUAGAGACCCCUCCCCAUCCCCAAGGCCAGCCCCCAGAGCCCCAGAUUCAGGCUGGAUGCUGGUAUGAUGGGCACUACCCCAGGAAGAAGCAAGAGGAUCUGUGACUUUCCACCUAAAAGGGGGCUCCUCAAAGCCGAUCUUCCUGGGGUUCUGAAGGGUGUAGCUGCAGUGAAACAGACUAGAUUCUAGGAAGCUCUGCCUAGGCCAAAGGGAUCCAAGGCUGCAGGAAAAUGGAAUUUCCUUGGACACACCAGCUCCAAAUUGUCCCAAAUAAAGAGGAAGAAUCAGCAAAGGCCUGACAUAGCCCACCCACUCUGAAGCUGGUCAGAGGGUCCAAGCCCGACCCCAAAUCCUCUCCACCAGUCUUACCAAAAGGCAAGGGUGUCCUCUGAGGCCUAGGGCUGGACAAACUCCGGCUCUGGAUGCUGCUACCCCCUCUGCUGCCCCCCGCCCCGAUUUUUAUACUAGGCUUCUUGCCUUUGUGACAUCCCCAUGAAAAUAGUCUGAUGCACGAUAAAAUGAUUAUUUCUUUAUCUUGC
This is a messenger RNA of Sus scrofa (pig), 3669 nucleotides long. NCBI's taxonomy places the organism in Eukaryota, Metazoa, Chordata, Mammalia, Artiodactyla, Suidae. The record is from RefSeq and is a predicted model, not a curated record.